CAGUCAUAGUGAUCUAGUAGGGUUCAGUUUUGGAAUAGUUUAAAAUUGAAACAAAAAAUCUUUCCACUACUAAAGCGAUUCCACAUCGCUUGAAAUUAAUUUAUUAAAGUUAUUAUAAACUACCAAACACGUCAAUUACGCUACCAGAGACCACCAUUAUGCAAAUAUUCGACAAAGUAAAUCAUUUAAAGAAUAUAUAGAGAACUCGAACUGGCACUAUGAAUUUUACGUUCGUGACAAACGGCCGACCGAGCACGGUUACAUUUCCAAUUUGGUCUUGACUGCUGCGAUGACGGAAGUAUCUCCUCUUCGAAUGAAAGCAACACUGCGACGACCGCGACACGGCGCACGGUUGACGGCGUGUACAGUGUAUCAGCUUGUUUUGGCUUGAAAGAGCAACGAGCAACGACUCUCAAGACAUUUCAACAUUUCUCAACGUAAUUUUUUUUUCUCUCUCCCUCUCUUUCUUUAUCUCACUCUUUGGAUCUUUCUUUGGGCUUGUGGCUCCGGAGAGAGAGAGAAAAAAAAAUUGUGAAGCAAUGAGUGAGAUCAGGCUACAGAGGCAGUGAGCGGUUGAGUGAAGAGGCGGCGGCAGCGGUUCGCAAGUGCUUUUGUCGUCAAAAUAGUCAGAGAAAGGGAAUAAAUAAGACUUGAAAAAUAGAUGAAAAAAAUUUGAAUAAAAUCGUUCAUCGAAUUAUGACAGUCUUAUUCGCCGGAUUUGGAAAAAUCACGUGGAGAUAAAAUGGAGAAAAAAAAUUAAGGACGCAAAAUGUGUCCUACAAUAACUUCGAUAAAGAAUAAAUCGUUGGUUCGAGGUACGAGAACCCGAUUUGUUGUCACUGCCAAAUAAGUCGUGUUCUUUCAACGGCGUAAUCCGGUGAAGUUUCCCAGAAUGGCCUCGUCGACAAAAAGAUCCUGGAAACUCCAGGAUUUUGUAGCUCAUUCAAUAAAUGUGAAUUGUCUUGCACUUGGACAUAAAUCAGGAAGAGUUUUAGUUACCGGAGGUGAUGACAAAAAAGUCAAUUUAUGGGCCGUCGGAAAACAAAAUUGUAUUAUGAGCCUGAGUGGCCACACAACACCUGUAGAAUGUGUACGUUUUGGCCAGUCAGAAGAUUUGGUAUGCGCUGGUUCGCAAAUGGGUGCCCUCAAAAUAUGGGACCUGGAACAUGCAAAGCUUACGAGAACGUUGACCGGACAUAAAGCAGGAAUUCGAUGCAUGGAUUUUCACCCUUAUGGACCAUUUUUAACCUCCGGAGGUCUCGAUACCUCUAUCAAAUUGUGGGACAACCGGAAAAAAGGCUGUAUAUUCACUUACAAAGGACACGACCAAGCUGUAAAUAGUUUAAAAUUCAGUCCUGAUGGCCAUUGGAUCGCUAGUGCCGGCGAAGAAGGCAUGGUCAAGUUGUGGGACCUUAAGACCGGACGGCAACUUAGCGAAUUUUCGAAACAUCGGGGGCCGGCAACUACCGUGGAAUUCCAUCCUCAUGAAUUCUUAUUAGCAACCGGAAGCGCCGAUAGAACAGUUCACUUUUGGGACUUGGAAUCAUUCCAGCUCGUGUCUUCCACCGAACCAAAUCAAUCAACGGCGAUAAGGUGUUUGUACUUCAGUCAAGCCGGAGAAUGUUUAUUCGCCGGAAGUCAAGAUAUAUUGAGGGUUUAUGGAUGGGAACCUUCGCGAGCUCUAGACACGGUUCCAACGGGAUGGGGAAAAAUUCAAGAUAUCGCGAUAGUACAAAACCAAUUGAUCGGUGCGAGUUUUCAUGCCGGCAACGUCGUUCUCUACGUCUGUGAUUUGAAGAAAAUAUCUCCUUUCUGUGGAGUUUCACCGGCGGGAACAUCAUUUAAUCAUGGAAAUUCAUUACGAAAAAGUUUCUCUAAGGAACGACCAUCUGGCCUCAAAAAGCACGCGUUGCAGGUUAAAACCAUCGAAGAAGCUGACAAAUCUGGUACCGAUCCCGAAGAUGAAGCUACCUUCGCCGAAAUACCCAACGUGUCGGAAUACAAAAAUGUUUUUCAACCAAACAGAGCGCUGUCUCGCACGCCACCCCCCGAAAUCGCGGCUUUUCCAGAACCACUGGAAAUAGAUCCAGCGCAGCCACAAAUUAUUCAAAAUCUGUCAGAGUCGAUGUCGAAUUUGAGUACAACUGAGAGUCAAGAGUACGAUGAAUCACUUCCAGUUUCAACGAGUUCUUCGCCGCCGACAUUAUCGUUAACAAAACCGGCUCCGGUUCGAGUUAAUCCGAUAAAGUCUUCGCCGCCGGUUCAACGAAACGCCAUAACUUCGACCAGUCAAAUUCGCGCAAAUUUACAAGCUAAUAACGCGCUGGGACGAAAUAUGCGGAAUCUUGCUCAAAUACCACCACUGAGGCAAAGCAUCACGCCACUUCCGGGAAAAAAAUUUUCUUCCAACAAUUCGAGCGCUCAUCAACAACCGUUGGGUCCUCAACGAUCGAAUUCCACUUUGACUCCACGCGUCGCUCCAAUGGCUUCCGUUUCACCCGUUAUUGAUGACGGCAAUAUCAAGAAUCGGGCACCGAGUCCUGAUUCGCCAAAAAUUUACCUGAAACGACAAAGCAGCUGUCGUGACGGUGAAAAAGAAUACGAAUCUGAUUUUCCCGUUCAAAUGAACAAUAGUAUAAAGCAUAGUCCUUCGGAUCCACAACUGAAUCGGCCAAAUACAGGACAAGCGAGAACGACAAUAGCGUAUCGAAAUUUUGUCGGAAAUACACCACUGUCAGCGAGGAAUGCAGCGACGACGAAAAAGCCGACGAAAGCCCAAGUUACACCUCAUCAGAAGAUCGAAUCGCGCGUGCCUCAGCUCAGACCAGCAUCGGAACAUCCGGAAAAGGUGGAGUUUGUGCCCAUGAGCGCGGAUAAACCGUACGGACUCGAUGCCGAUACUUUUUUACCCAAUAAAUACGGCCAAUCUUCGGGCUACGCACAGAUGGGAGUGUUUGGUGACAUGUCGGAAGCCGAAGUUAUCAACAGUAUGAUGAGAGGACAUGAAUCGAUGAUGGCGGUUCUAACUAGUCGGCAAAGAUCUCUACAAAUCAUUUAUUCUCUCUGGCACAAUAAAGAUCUCAAGUCUGCCAUUGAUUCAGCGGUCGCCAUGAAUGAUUUAUCCGUUAUCGUCGAUCUCCUCGGGGUUCUUACUCUCAAGCCUACGAUGUGGAACCUUGAUCUUUGUAAUUCUCUUCUUAUGCCUAUAAGUGAACUACUUCAAAGCAAAUACGAAAUGUACGUGACCGUUGGCAUUACGGCCUUGAGGCUGAUCCUUCGAAACUUUGCGCCAGUCAUCAAGUCGAACGUUGAAGCUCCGAUACAGACGAUCGGGGUUGAUGUUUCGCGCGAGGAACGGUAUCACAAGUGCUUCUCUUGUUACGAUAAGCUCGUCUCAAUGCGAAGUCUAGUCCAGAAGAAACAGUCGAUUCCCGGUAAACUGGGUGCUUCCUUUCGCGAGCUGACAAUCCUCAUGGGGACACUGGAAUGACCCUGCCAAAGGUACCCAAGAAUCUUCGACUCAGAUUGCAAAAGCCCGGUGCUGAUAGAAGGUGAUGUCUAAAAAAUUUGGUGUACGCGACGAGGGUUCAUUAAUCCUGGUUGAUCAAAUGUCAACGUUUGAUUCGUUCAUUCAAUGAACAAAAAAUAAUUGAGCGGAUGCACGAAAUCCGCGCAAGUGAAAACAAAAGUAUGUAGGUUCUUAAAAGAAUUCCCUGAAAAUUCCAAAUGCUUUUGCAGCGACUGCUCUGCACGAAAGGCGCAGAAAGAGAGAGAGAGAGAGGAAAAGAGAAAAACAAACAAAAAUGCAGGCACAUGUUAAACCUUGUAAAACGUAGUAAUUUUGUUGUAGUUCUUGUUGUUGUUGUUACCUGUCAUAUUUAUCGCAAUUUUUUUGCUGAACCAAUAGAUGUAAACCAGAUGAAUUAGAAAUCGAGUUAUUGGGAGACGAAAAAUACAAAGUGUCUGAAAAUUAGUGAAGUCCUCGAAGGAACAGUAAUUAUUCAGUUAAAAAGUGAAAAUGUUUUGAGACAUUUCCAGCAGAAAACUUAAAAAUACACUGGAAUUUCGAUUCUGAGCAUUAACAAAAGUGCGAAAAUUCAUAAAAAUCGACGUGAACUUUUCCUUUAAGUCGUGCUCGAUAACAUUUUUGUAUUAAUAUGACUAAAAAUGAAUGUUCAUAAUAUUCGAAAAACAGCUGUGAAUUUCGCAUUUCCGGGUGCAUCGCAAAAUUUCUAUAUUUUGUUUGUAAUUCCUUUUCGUUUUGGUUCAUUUUCCAUAAACUAUGAUAAACGGUUCGAGUAGAAAGAUUAUACGGAAUUUUCUCCCCACAAAUUUGCGAUCAGCAUUUACUUGAAAUUCAGGGACGUGCGGUAUUUAGGACACCCCUGUAUAUAAAAAAUCAGUUCGCUUUAAGGAGAAAAAAACAUAAUUAGAGUGAAUUGCACAAUUUCGCGUGUUGUUUAUUUCCAAGGCCCUUGUUGCCUCUAAUGCCAUAUCCUACGAACGUAUAAACGUUUCGUGAGAAAAUGAAAAGACAAAAUAGUGGAAAGACUUGUGCGGAGUGAACGGAUUCGUUCUUGAUAGAUUUAUGUCCGUCGCUCAAAAAAUGCUUGAAAUAUGGCAACGACGAAUGAACGAUCAAAUGCAAGUUAAUUAAAUUUAAAAAUGCUCCCUAACCUCCCAAUCCUAAAAGGGAAACAAGUAACAAUCAAGGAAUAUUUCUUGCCGCUAUCGCGAAAUCUCUGAUGAACAGAUUAAACGAGAAAUAAUAAAGAAGACUAAGCACUUAUAAAUAACUGGAUGCCCGUGGCGAUUUGUAUAUUUAAGGAAUAAUUGUAAUUCGCAGUCAAUCAUUUUCAAUGAUGACUGCUAAACAAAAUGUAUUUUUCCAUGAAUUAUUAGAUUGUUAAAUCUCAAAUGGUAAAAUUGGAUCUCUGAAAAGAAACUCAAAAUAUUACGGACGAUUUUCAACGGCAAUAAAAUACAGAAAUGAGCCACAUCAACGGAUAUCACGCGAAAAUCUUAGUUCGAUGAAAUAUUAAUCGAUUUUCGGAAAAAUUUAGCUACCGAAAAUAGCGUUAUCUGAAAAUUUACAUGCAGGAUUUCGUUGACGAAAUUUAACAAUUAAAUCGUGGCCAAGAGUCACGUUGAAUCGAAGGUUUUUAAAGGGAUCAAAAAUAUUUUCUUCUCUCGUAACAAUGUUGCUGUUAUUCAUUAUUGAGCCGUAAUUACAUAAAUCGCUUUUUCAAUAAUCUCGUUAGUUCGUUAAAAAAACACUAGCGAAUCCCGAGAACAACUUAUAUUGUCGUUUUUUCAAAGUGACUCUUUUGACCACGCGUGUAAACGAUGUUUGUCAAUGAUUCUGGUUUCAUAUGGCUUUUUUUUAACAUUUUCGGAAUAAUUUGGUUUUUCAUGUCACGAUUAAUCAGCAUCUCGAUUAUAAAACGUUUUUUUAACUCGACGUUACUUUCUGACACUUUUUUUCAAUAAAAAUUUAAACAAUUGAUUUGUGCUUCGUGAGAAUUAUGUUCACGUUUUUAUGCUAAAUACGUUUUUUUUCUUAUUUUGUCUAAAUUAUGUGUAAUUAUUCAAAUUCAAAUUUUUAACGACGCGUGAAAAAAUGGUUUCCAUCAUAUUGAAACUCUCUGUGUUCGAAAUUUGGGCUAAUAAUCAUGUUCGAAAGGCUCUUAACGUCAUUGAGGUAGCUAAAAUUUUUAGGCUGAAUGCUCGGCCCAAAAUCUUAAUAGAAAAGCCCCGCCCCUUAAUCCUGCGAUACUACGAGAAGAUGCAUCGAUAAGUGGUGAAUAGAAAUCAUGGAAACAACGGAGUGUUUUGUAACAUAUAACAAUUUUAUAUAUAUAACAGAAGGAUUCUAUCAAUAUAGAAAAUGAAAAAAAUGCUGGAAGGAAAUUCAUUAAGUACGGUAUCGAAUUUAUUGAACUUUUGAUUUACUUGAAUCAUUGCGCUUUUAUGUUCGGGUUAAAUAAUUUGAGUGUCAAGAAUAACUCUGAAAAACCAAAUUAUCCAAAUUAGUUAGCGGAUUAUUGGAUGUUUUUAAUGGAAAAAUUUACAUCAAUUUCGAAAGUUAACAAAAAAUUAAUAUUUUUUAACAACAUCCGGUUAGUGAAUCCAUUUGAUAACCUGAAAUAGUAGAACAGUAAAGAAUAGCGGGAAUUUGAAAGAACGUGAAAUAACGAGAGAAAAAAUAAAAAAAUGUUCUGCAACUUUUUUUACAAAUCGACGAAUUUCAUCGUCUGAGUUCCAUAAUUCAUGAAAUUUCCACGAAUCAACAUUUUUGAUCAAAUACAGUUUUAAAGAUCUUAGUAAUUCGAAUAUCUUUACCGAUUUAUGGGAAUAAAGUUAUGCAGGUUUUCAGAACUCGUUGCACAUCCUCCCCAAUCAUUCGGAUGUAGCGGAGAAAAAUCACAUAAUCUAAAAGAUUUUUCCAGAUAUUUUCACUUUCCAAUCUUUCGCCUAUCAAUAGUUCUGAAAAUCUGAGCCAGUUUUGAGUAUUUCGUACGAGGUGUCUAGAAGUUUAAUUUUCUAUACCUCGACUAUCGUAACUAAUAAUUUUCUUGGCAUAAUUUCCAAAGCGGCAUUAAUUAGAAGACAGAUACUUGAUAAAUAUCGUGAAUAAUUGAGAAAUUCGUUUUCCGAAGUAUUUUUCUAACACGUAUUGUCCUCCGCACGUUAAUAUCCGCUGGCAAGAUUCGAAAAAUCCGUCCAAAAUGUAUUUUUCAAAAAGAUAAAAUAUAAUUUUGCACUUAGACCUAACGUAGAAGUUUGACGAACAAAAACAUGCGAAUUGACUCGAUCGAAUAUUCCGAGUGGCUCAAUCUCCUCCGAAAAGCCCGGCUUUUCGAAGGCUACGUUGAGUAUUCUCGAGCGGCGGAGUCCACGCAAAAAAAGAAGAUAAUGGGCAAGUGAAAGAUAGUCCGAGUCAAUCGUUUUUCUCGAUCGGAACACCGAACCCCCAUUUCGAGGCGAGGAAUUGUGUGAUUUCGAUGGCCUUCGCCUCUUGAUAACGCUGUACGCAUAGGUUAUGAAGAAAAAAACAUUAUAAUUGAAAACUAUUAAUGAAAUGAAAAGAAAUGAGGAAAAGGGACAAGAGACCGAUGUAAAUACAAACGUAUAAAUACAAACAUACCUGUUAAAGUAAGGAGACAUCACAGAGGAGGAAUUGCCACGAUUGAAUGGAGCGUGCAAUGAAAAAAUGUUUGAACAAUCUUAUCGUAGGCGUUGAAGUAAAAAAAAUAUACAGAAAAAAUAAAAAGUGACGAAUAAUUGACUUAUCAAAUAUAUUUGCGAUCUCUACGACUUUUUUGUACGUUUAAACUGUGUAUUUCUUACGAGCUUGUUGAAUGAUUGUAUCGAAAUCAUUCAAGAAACGUGGACGUCGAAGCUGUCCUUCGUGUCACGUUUUAGGUUUUGCCUGCGAGGCCUCCGAAACAUUGCUUUUGUAAAAAAAUAAUAUAUUCAUUAAAACAAAUAUACACAUACACAUAAAAAUAAAAAAUUAAUUACAAAAAUCAAAA
Molecule: messenger RNA, 7535 nt
Organism: Venturia canescens
Lineage: Eukaryota; Metazoa; Arthropoda; Insecta; Hymenoptera; Ichneumonidae
Gene: kat80
Product: katanin 80
Exons: 15
Coding region: 893-3490 (865 amino acids)
Biological process (GO): microtubule severing; microtubule depolymerization
Cellular component (GO): katanin complex
Molecular function (GO): microtubule binding
Source: RefSeq, a predicted model, not a curated record